AUGGCCCUGAACACGACGGAAAAGCCAAAGGGUGAUCAAUCAGGGCAUUCUCACAAACAUCCUCACAACAUUUCUCAUCUCACUAAGUGGGAUCUCAAACACUUCUUCUCUGGGGCGCCGCACUUCAUUCUUGAGAAGGGAAGGAACGAUUAUUGGUACCCGCAGGUGCUUUUCCCAUGGGAUUUGCAUGUCACUAUGAUUCAAGAUCUGUGGGAUACGCAACCACUGAUGCACCCGUCCUUUACGCUGUCGACAUUACAUGCCCAUCUCCCAGUGCCAGAUGAAUGGUCUAAGAAGGGGCACACCAUGAUGUGGAAAACUGACCGGAGAAACAGCGAUGUAAUAAGACGGGCUUCUUUUGACGUAGGCGUCUUCGAAUUUCCAAACAUGAUAUCCAUGAACGGCAAGGAACCGGGUUCUGUGGGGUUUCGUCAUUUCCUCGAGCUGCCCGUUGCCGAUAAUAAAAAAUACAAAGGACCGCCUGUGCCAAAAGGCAAUGAUUUUCAGAGACUUGCUGCCUUGCCGGUCUCUGAAGCAUUCCACAUUAUGGAGCAUCUCAGCAGUCCUUACUCAGAAUGCAACAACGAUAUAGUCCACGACCGUCACAAGCUACUCAUGGAAGGACCUCCUGGAUGGAAGCGUAUCGGGGUUCGGGAUUUCACCAUUGAAUCCGUGGUCAAUCGACUUCAGGAAUUGAGUAGAAUACGUCACGAGAUCCUUGUGGAAAGAAGUGCGAAAACUGUGCUGGACAGGCAAUCUACACGCACACUGUACGACAAUCUAUUUACCAAAUUUCUCUAUCCCCCGACGAGGACAUUCGAACACUUGGAUCGUCACAGUCUGAAAACCCAGAUCGAAGUCUUGACCGAAGUACUGGCUACCAAAGGAGCUUGGUUCGACUUCAGUCUGACGGAGUGGCGUAUGCGCAUUGGUCAAAUUCUCUGGGAAAUGCCGCCUCAUCCGGACGGAGAUUUCCUGGGUACGAAAGACUGCCCUCCUGAUCAUUACAGGGUUUUUAGUGAGCGUGGUCUUGAUAGAAAGUGGUUCUUACUACAGAUGUUGCUAGCAGCGGAAUUACUGAUACGCGUUGAUGCUGUUGUUCGAGUGGGUAUACUUGAGGAGUCAAAGGAUAUCAUACUCACCAUACAGGAUAUUGAGCGAUUUGAUAAACUGCGUUCUGGCAAGGUGGACUGGGAUCUCAUUCUGGUGCGCCGAUUCUUCGAUAACGUGGAUGUACAACACUAUCAGCAUUUUCCAGCACACCACGAAGAGGGGCAGGUCCCUCCGCAGGACAGACCAGCUGGUAGGCAUGGUCUCCUGUCAAGAAUCGGUAGUCAUAAGCACCGAGACGCUCUGGUCACCAGUGCUGAUCCAGAGUCGGCAUGGGACUAUGUUCUGGUCCCUCGCCAUCCAGAAAAGCAAUUGCAGGGCCUUUUUAUCUUUGCACAGAGCAUCGAAUGGCCUGGAGCCGAUGAGUUGAAGGAGAAGCUGAGCUCCAAAUUCAAAUCUGGGGACAGCUCCACGGAUACUGCUAGCAUCUACGCAUCACCAGUCCAUAACACAUUCCCGGAAAGGUAUGUUCAGACAUUGGACAAGAACGAAAUGUACCGCAAAAGCCAGUCACGGCGUUUACUCCUACUGCAGUGGCCUCAGAAUGUCGGCAAAGACGGCUCCUACGAACGUGACGUAGGCGGUUGGAUGUCCCGUACGUGGCUGUCUGGUUUAGUUCUUCCAGGCGAAGCAAUCGGUCACUUUCUGAUAGCGACGGUCCUUGAAAAUGACCCCAAAGCCAUGAAGGCACUUGGACCACUUGCAAAUCUGUACGGUGGAUUUGUGUAUGAUGAUAGAAGCUGGUGGAGCAAAAUGUCAGUCGUUGGAAGAGUGCUCUCUUGCUUGGACAAGACUACAGGUUGCAUGGGUUGGAUAAAAAGCCAUGUUGUCCCUCGCGACGUGCACACAGGAGAACUUCUUGGAGAUACAUGGCUCGAAGUCGAGACGAGAGAGGUGCCGCAGAAGUCACGGAAACCGCGCAUUCAACACGGAACCCAGCUGGCGCUACAAUCUACACCUCUUGGAAUCGGUGCCCUUUCCAGUGAUACAUUCUCGUUGCCUGUGGACCAACCCGUCACGGACACGACAGCGAUAACGCUCGAGGGCUUAUUCCUAUCUAGAAAAACUGAACAGGAGACCAUGCAGAACGGUAUCACGGUCGCCAAAAAGGCAUAUGUCGCCUUCCGCUUGAUGGACGUGGCAGCUUCUAAAGCGACCAUCCUGUCGUUUCCAUUGACCUACAAUACCCAUUUUAUCUCCUCUUAUGCAUGUCUGCCACCACACGGAUACGCGACCAACAGCCGCAACCCGUCCCCGGACAAGACCACCAUCCAGCAGCCCAAGCCAACUAGUGGGAGAUCUGAACAUGCAACAGCAGACCGGCUUCCUGGUCAUCCGCUUCACAUGUCUUAUCCGUAUCGGUAUAUCCCUCUAAGAUCCCUUGCUGAUAUUGGCGCAUCCGCGCUUCCCUCUGAGUCACCCUUUUCAGAGACAUGGAUCUUGGAUGCGCGGGGCGAGAAGGAUCGGGAGGCUUUCGCACGGGCAUGGUGUGCUUCUGUCGGGACCAGCGCGGUGAUAAGCCGGGUGGGAAGAACAUGUCUCGCAUGCAGCAUCAGAGAGGCCAGAGCGGUAGAUGUUGGGAUUGUGAUCCGUGUCGGAGAUUGA
Messenger RNA from Paecilomyces variotii, 2715 nucleotides. RefSeq lists its product as hypothetical. The transcript is spliced from 2 exons. The coding region runs from base 1 to 2715 and encodes 904 amino acids. The record is from RefSeq and is a predicted model, not a curated record. Lineage: Eukaryota; Fungi; Ascomycota; Eurotiomycetes; Eurotiales; Thermoascaceae.